GUCAAGGUUUCGAACGUUUCAUGAACACAGCCUCACCCCGUGAAGUCUAUCCGAAACCCACUCCCAGUACAUUUACCUUCUACAUUUGCUUGGAGGGUUCCGAGGGUUCCUCGAAACUGCGUUUGAGAGAGGAUAACAGUGCUGAGAUCCGAAAGAGGCAGCGAGUAGAGAGCUUGUCCACUGAAAGGACGCUUCCACAAACGAUCGAUGAUGUUUUGUCAAAUGAUACCAAUCUGCAGCUGAAGGCUACCAGACAGAUUCGAGAAUGGCUCUCCAUCGGUGUGACUAAGACUGCUUUUGCUGAUUUUAUUCAGUUUCCGUAUUACUUAGGACCAGGUUAUUGUACGUGCCAUCUUGAAUUGCUGGAACUCGGAUUUACCUUUAGCCAGAGUUUAUUAGUUUAUCAGAGGAAGACAAAGCAUGGAUGAUGUUUUAACUUCAAUACCACACAAGAGGAGGGUGAUUUGUGUGGUGUCCAAUUUUUCGCGUGCACAGAUCAU
Molecule: messenger RNA, 500 nt
Organism: Nicotiana tabacum (common tobacco)
Lineage: Eukaryota; Viridiplantae; Streptophyta; Magnoliopsida; Solanales; Solanaceae
Source: RefSeq, a predicted model, not a curated record